Molecule: messenger RNA, 349 nt
Organism: Trichoderma asperellum CBS 433.97
Lineage: Eukaryota; Fungi; Ascomycota; Sordariomycetes; Hypocreales; Hypocreaceae
Source: RefSeq, a predicted model, not a curated record
CCACAAAGCCACUAGGCCGCCAUUUCGCAAUAGGGAUAUUCCUCCGGCCCGGAGUUCGCUCUCGCCGUGUCUUGCAGCUCCGCCCAGCUCUGUAUGUAUGCAUCUCUGACUAUCGACCCGGCCAGCCAAGGCCUCUUUUUAGAAAAGAGCCCGGCCGCUGGCUUCGAUCCAGGGCUGGUGGAUGAGGUCAAAGCCCGCCUGCGCAUAAUUAUGGAGAGGAGCAAGUUGCCGAGGUGGUUCGGUGUCCAUGGAAGGCAGCAGGAGAAACAACAAGUCCGAGACUAGAGGAGAGAGAAGCAGAGAGAAGAAGAGAAAAGGCAAAUACUCCUGAGCGCGUAAAAAAUAGUCU